AUGACGAAUCUGACCGGCGCUUCGAAUCGGUAUCCUCUCUCUCGUUUACAUGGGGGGAAGGUAGGGCACACCGGUGUCACAGGCGAUUUGAUACCGUAUCUCGAAGCGACGUUGCGACGACCAUCAACGUCGAUGACUGGCGCAAGUGCGCAACAACGUCCGGCCAUCCAGCCUCUUCCACGGUCGUCAAAUCGGAAAAAAGAAUGCGGUCCAAUGUUACGAGAUCUAGCCAGGUCCUUGCAACAGAUCACGGUCUCGUGCAAUCAUGAUCGAGACGCCUUUGGUGACCGGUCUUGGCUUGGUGUUUUGAACUUUGCAACGUGGACUGCCCAGGUCGAAUCUUGCCGUGAUGCAUCUAGGUCACUUGUGAAUCGAGACUCUUUAGUCCAGGAACGGGAGGUGGUGGCUGAAACCACCGGAAAGCAAGGCCCAAGUCUCCGGUAG
Molecule: messenger RNA, 444 nt
Organism: Neurospora hispaniola
Lineage: Eukaryota; Fungi; Ascomycota; Sordariomycetes; Sordariales; Sordariaceae
Exons: 2
Coding region: 1-444 (147 amino acids)
Source: RefSeq, a predicted model, not a curated record